Messenger RNA from Procambarus clarkii (red swamp crayfish), 607 nucleotides. NCBI's taxonomy places the organism in Eukaryota, Metazoa, Arthropoda, Malacostraca, Decapoda, Cambaridae. The record is from RefSeq and is a predicted model, not a curated record.
GUAGGUUUCCCAGGGUGUCAACAUGGAAGGCGGCGUGAGGGUCGGGUUGGCCUGGCUCCGGCUCCUGGGCCCCACCUCCACCACACGUCUAGUGCGCCUCUCAACUAGGACUUGUGCCACCACUGUUAACAGAUAUAACGAUCGUGAUCCAGCACCUGUAUUUUUCAAUAAAAAUGUUCAAGAAAUUUUGAAGAAAAUUAAUGAAUUAGACUUUAACAAAGUCUUUAGGCAAAGGUUUGAUGGAACCCAACUCAAGCCACCAAGAUACGAAUUCCUGACAAAUGAAGAACUUGAAGAGCAUUUUGAAAAAUCUAAGAAGGCAUCGGAGAAAAUCCUCCAAAUGCCUCCUGUGGUGAAGGAGCGUCAACCCAUUUUGGAUGUGUUGUCGAAGGAUCCUGGCCUGACUGGAUAUGACACUUGUAAAUAUGUGUUCACUGAUAUUACAUAUGGCUUAUCUGACAGAAAACGUCCUAUUGUUGUGCGAGAUCCUGAUGGAACACUUCGGAAAGCAUCAUGGGAAGAGAGAGAGAGGAUGAACCAGAUUUAUAACCCACGUCCUGGUCGCAAGUUAAAACCACAUAAGCUCUUCCUAGAAGAACAUCUUCAG